AUGGGAAUGCGUUUACGGAGAUUUUACACAAAAUGGACAUCAAUCACGAAGUUGAUCUUUUUUUUAUUGAUCGGGUUUUUGAUUUGGCGGACAAUUCUCAACACCGAUCACUCUUCAACAAAAGUUCAGAUGGAAUUGCUUUUCGAAGAGCCAUUCCUAAAUCCCGAUCUUCCACCAAUCAAAACCGAAGAAUGGGCUGAGCAACUUCAAUCGUUUUUGAUCGAAUCAGCAAUCCAUCUCGACUUGCCAACGCUUGCCAGUAACAUAAUGGAUGCAAUGAUUCAGAUUGCAAAACGUAAUCAAAUGCGAAAGAUCAUUUUCACGUGGACAAGUGGAGAUUGCGAGGAAACGAAGGGAUUUUGGGGGAAACUGAAAGAAAUCGCUCCGAAGAAUCAGGGGAAAGGAGGAUUUCAGAAGUUAAAAAAUUUCUCGGUGACGAUUCAAUGCAACGAUGGACAAAAGUUUCAUAUGAGA
Messenger RNA from Mesorhabditis belari, 474 nucleotides. Lineage: Eukaryota; Metazoa; Nematoda; Chromadorea; Rhabditida; Rhabditidae. The record is from the annotation of a GenBank genome assembly.